AUGAAGGGCUGCGUCUUCGUUGGCCACCACCAAAACGUGGGGGUGGCCGCUGCUUUGUCUUCGCACUCUUCUUUGAGAGCAGCUUUUCCUUCUUCAGGAGGAGGAAAAUCUUCCAAAGUAUUUUCUUCUUUAAGGAGGAGGAGGCGUUCGAAAGACGUCGUUCAAAGUUCCCAAUGUGGGAGCCACGAAGGGAGAGAUUACGUGGCGAAACAGAUUGUGAGCACGACGACGCAUGCAUCCUCGUCCGAAGAAGAGGCAACGAAAAGAAGAAACCAAGUGAUCGUCUCCCCGUCGAUCGCGAAAGCAAACUUAUGGGAUUUGAAACAGUCCGUGGAGAAAGUCCUCGAGGCUGGCGCGGAGUGGUUGCACGUCUCCGUGCAAGACGGCUCCUCGUACGCGCCGAAAAUAUCCUUAGGCUCCCCAGUGGUGAAAUAUGUGAAAUUGAACACGCGUGAACCGAUGGAUCGAAUCGAGGAAUUCGUUUCUGCAGGCGCGGAUGUCAUCACGUUCGCACCUGAGGCGGCGAAACAACCGAUGGCAGUUUUACAAAAGAUCAAACACUCGGCGAAGGAACGCGAGAGAGACAUUCUCGCCGGGAUCGUGCUGAAUCCGUCCACGGGUUUAUAUGCGAUCGAAGAACUCCGUCCGUAUUGCGACGUCGUCGUCGUCAUGCUGGUAAACCCAGGCUUGGGAACCACGCCGUACAAGACGCUGGACGAAAAAAUCAAACGCGUGCGAAGUGUGCGAGAGUAUUUCGGUCCCGCGACGAGAGUGCAAAUCGACGGCGGCGUCGACGAGCGCUCGGCGAAGGAACUGAUUAAAGCGGGCGCGGAUACGAUCGUCGCGGGAAGCGCGGUUUUCAAAUCCGACGACCCGGCGAGAGUCAUCCGCGCUUUGAAAGGAGAAGAAGGAGGCGUUUCGAACAAAGAACAUCCUCGCCCUCGCUGA
Bathycoccus prasinos is the source of this 948-nucleotide messenger RNA. Its product is annotated as ribulose-phosphate 3-epimerase. Gene Ontology annotation, biological process: pentose-phosphate shunt, non-oxidative branch; carbohydrate metabolic process. NCBI's taxonomy places the organism in Eukaryota, Viridiplantae, Chlorophyta, Mamiellophyceae, Mamiellales, Bathycoccaceae. The transcript has 2 exons. Bases 1 to 948 code for a protein of 315 amino acids. Gene Ontology annotation, cellular component: cytosol. The record is from RefSeq and is a predicted model, not a curated record. Gene Ontology annotation, molecular function: D-ribulose-phosphate 3-epimerase activity; metal ion binding.